This is a messenger RNA of Pisolithus orientalis, 1503 nucleotides long. RefSeq lists its product as uncharacterized. The record is from RefSeq and is a predicted model, not a curated record. The transcript is spliced from 3 exons. Lineage: Eukaryota; Fungi; Basidiomycota; Agaricomycetes; Boletales; Pisolithaceae. Bases 357 to 1370 code for a protein of 337 amino acids.
CGCUGGUUUCGAGUGUUGCCUCGUGUUAAUCGUGCUGUCCACUUGCCUCGUUCCAGAUUCACACCCUGUUGGUGGUGGUGUCUGUGUCACAGGCCCAAUCGCCGAUCUGGCCUUUGCAAGACCCCCUUACGCCGCCCCUGUUCAAUUCUUCAUAUGAUUGCCCCGGAGUCAAAUGGCUUAUGAGAGGGCCGCGAGGUUGCCGUGUGCGUGCUCGAAGUCCGCAGUGGGCUUUAAAAGCCAUGCAUUCUUCAGGGUGUUAGCAAGCAUUCCGUUUUCCGUCCAACCGACUACGCUACAAUCGUCGUUUCCCGUGCUCCCUUCCUGUCUCCUUCUGAAGUCAUCUGAAAACUGAAGAGAUGCUCGAAGCUUUCAAGAUCAAAGAGUUCGAUCUUAGCCCAAUCUACGAAGGAUGGAAGAACCCUCCCAUGUUCUACGGAGAUUCCAAGCGGGACAUGUCCGUAGACGACUGGCUCGAGAAAAUUAGAGCUGGUUGUGUCGAACGCAAGGUGCCAGAGGAGUACUGGCAUAAGGUUGCCCAGCACUACCUCGGCGACAAAGCCAAAGCGCGUUUGGUAGAGUUGAAGAAUGUCAUGGCUCAGAUGAACGGAGGCAAGUACCGUUGGAGUUGGAAGAAAUUUAAGAUUGCAAUGAAGAAUAUGGGUUGGGAAAUCGAUAUGCAUGCAACGACCCCUGUGGAGGUCCAGCAGAAAUCCUCCCAUCUUGGAACUUUCUGGCUGACUCGUCGGCGAUCCUCCUCCAAGAGUAGCACUCGCUCGACGUCGUCAGCAUCUUCGAAAGAGAAGGAGGUUAUCGAGAUUGUUAGAGCCGACCCUCCUCAACCUCCUCCAAAAGAUCGACCAAACCCGGUUAAGAUGCUCUCCGAAACCGCGGUAAAUGUUGCUACCUCUGCAUUCAAGCACCGCUCACCGCAGCGUGCGAACACGACGGGUCCUGCAGUUGCCACUGCUCCGUCGUCAUCAUCCCCACCUCUUUCAAUGAUAGCAACCACUCCAGGAGCCAUCGUUCCUGGAAACAAUGGUGAAACCAACAAUGCAGUAACUACUGUAUCCAACGUUCCGACGUGGCUGCUGAACGCUUGCCAAGCGCUCAAUUUCCUCACUGCCGAACAUCCCAAAGCGAUGACAACGCUAAGUGCGGUCCUUAUUACCGCAGGAACGUUGCCUGCCAUCCCUGCAAUAAGCGGAGGUACAGUCUUAGCCUCUGGAGUUGCCCAAGCUGUCGGGGCAAUUGCGGUAGGAGUUGGGAACCUCCUCAAAGCACAGCAUGAAGGACAAAUUCAAAUGUCUGGGCAGCCCGACGGUGUUGCUCCGGCACCUCGCCCACCGAUACGAGCAGCUACGUUCAUGUGAACGUUCUCACGUUCCAUUGUUUUCGGCCUCUCCGUUCUGCUGGCCGACAGCGUUAACCAGUGAACGUUCACUCGGAUGGUCGCGCUGGUCCGUGGUCUUACAGCACCGAUCCGGACUCUCGUUAAUCGAGACG